AUGACGAAAAAUAACAAAAGCGUCGCAGCCGCCAAAGCGAGCAUAAACCUCCAGAAAGUGCUCCGAAAAUUCCCCUCUCCGCCCAAGAAGGACGGCACACCGGAUAAGGAAAACAUUAUGGCGAAAAAAGACAAAGCGCGUAUCAAAGAGGCAAUGGACAUAGCGGAGGCAAAGGACAGAGCAGACGCUCAAGCCAGCGCUAGCUCAAGCGGGGGUAAGAAAAGGUAG
Molecule: messenger RNA, 228 nt
Organism: Letharia lupina
Lineage: Eukaryota; Fungi; Ascomycota; Lecanoromycetes; Lecanorales; Parmeliaceae
Exons: 1
Coding region: 1-228 (75 amino acids)
Source: RefSeq, a predicted model, not a curated record